Messenger RNA from Crotalus tigris (Tiger rattlesnake), 2905 nucleotides. RefSeq names its product cathepsin F (gene CTSF). The record is from RefSeq and is a predicted model, not a curated record. Lineage: Eukaryota; Metazoa; Chordata; Lepidosauria; Squamata; Viperidae. The transcript is spliced from 14 exons. Gene Ontology annotation, molecular function: cysteine-type endopeptidase inhibitor activity; cysteine-type endopeptidase activity. Gene Ontology annotation, cellular component: lysosome. The coding region runs from base 56 to 1492 and encodes 478 amino acids.
CGGGGGGGGAGGCGCUGCAGCCCGUCGGUCGCCGCGCGGGCCAGUCGCGGGGAGGAUGGCGGCGGCGACGACGGCGGCGCUCUUCGGGCUGCUGCUGCCGCUGCUGGCGCCCGCCGCGCUGGCGGCUCCGGGCUGGGCCGUGCCGGCGGACGUGCGCGGCGACUCGGUGCGGGAGGCGGCCCGCUUCGCCCUGGCCGAGGCUUUCCCCGAAGGGCAUCCCCGCGGACUCUGGGCGCUGCGCGGGGCCAGGACGCAGGUGGUGAAUGGAGUCAAACACUACUUGGAGGUUGUCCUGCUCCAGAGUCCGUGCAGGAGGGGUGAGAUUGCGGACUGCGGCAGCGCUUCGGGGUCUCUCCCUCUGGGAAAACCAGAACAUGUGUCCUGCCACUUCGAGGUUUGGAGCCAGCCCUGGGCGAGCAGCAAGAAUCUGCUUAAGCAAGACUGUCAUCCCACCGAACCAUUGGCUGAAAUCCAGGCAGCCUCACUGGGUCCGUGGGAGACGUUUCCGCUGAACGGCCCUUUUGUGGACGUGGCUGAGGCAUCUUUGAGGCAGGAGGAGUCCCUCCAGAACGCCUCUGCCCGCCUGGUCUCCCUCUUCAAGGACUUUCUGAUCACCUACAGGAAGAGCUACCUGGACGAAAGAGAGAUCCAAAAGCGCUUCCAGAUCUUUGCUGAGAACCUGGAGAGGGCCCGUCUGUAUCAGGAGCUGGACCAGGGCACUGCAGAAUACGGAGUCACCAAAUUUAGCGACCUGACAGAGGAAGAGUUCCAUUCCACGUACCUGAAUCCGUUGCUGGCGAAGCUACCAGGCCGGCCAAUGAAAAUGGCCUCCAUCCCGAACGGCUCCUUCCCUGAGGAAUGGGACUGGCGGGACCAUGGGGCUGUCACAGAGGUCAAAAACCAGGGCGACUGUGGCUCGUGCUGGGCCUUUUCUGUAACGGGCAACAUCGAAGGACAGUGGUACCUUCGCAAGGGCACUUUGCUCUCCCUCUCUGAACAAGAGCUGGUAGACUGUGAUGUUAUCGACAAAGCCUGCGGAGGUGGCCUGCCUUCUAAUGCUUACGAGGCUAUUGAGAAGCUGGGUGGCCUGGAGACCGAGGGAGAUUACAGAUACCGAGGUUUUGAGCAGAACUGCGGCUUCUCCAGGCAGAAAGUGGCUGCUUACAUCAACAGCAGCCUGGGCGUCUCCCACGACGAGAGCGAGAUUGCAGCCUGGCUGGCCAAGAACGGUCCCAUCUCCAUUGCUCUGAACGCCUUUGCUAUGCAGUUCUACCGCAAAGGCAUUUCCCACCCUUUCUUCGUGCUCUGUAAUCCCUGGAUGAUCGACCACGCGGUCCUUUUGGUGGGCUAUGGCACACGUGGCCAAAUUCCCUUCUGGGCGAUCAAGAACAGCUGGGGCCAAGACUGGGGAGAGAAGGGCUACUACUACUUGUACCGAGGGAGCCACGCCUGUGGCAUGAACACCAUGUGCAGCUCCGCAGUCAUAAUUUAGCCAGCUUCGUUUUCUCUGUCGCCUCCCUAGUGCUGAUGCUGGCAUCUGGGCAGCGUCUGCCAAGGAGUCCCACCAGGCCUUUUAGAGACUGGCACCUGCCCCUCCCCCCCAUGGAAAGCAACAGCCCAGAGAACUGGAGCUUCAUCCCACCGGGACAGGGGUGUCAAACUGCCGGACCACCGGACGGUUGCAUCAUGCAGAGGCUGCGCCUACCCCAGCUCCGGCAAUGCAAAAAAAGUUGCGAUAUAUCGCAACACAUCACGUGACACGGCGAGUUUGACACCACGCACUAGGAUCACCUUACGGGUCCAGAAUCAGCGACUAUGUACCUGUUGGUAUGUGUGUGUGUGUGUGUGUGUGUGGAAUACACAUUUGCUCCUCUCCAUGAAUCAGCCUUUCGCUUCCUCUGUCUCUUCCACCAACUCAUUUUUCAAUUAUUUUUUUCCUUGUGGGCUGCAGACCUGCAAGAUCCUAAGUUUGCUUUGUUUUAACUUUGAUUAAUAUAUAUAUUUUUUUUGCGGGUACAAAACCCACCAGGCAAUUAUGGUUCUGUGUAUUGUUUGAGCCCAGGAUUGAAAAUGUAGCUAGUCCUCAACGACCACAAUUGGGAACUGAGUUUUCGUUGCUAAGUUACACAAGUGUUAAGCGAGUCAUGUCUGAUUUUACUAGCUUUUUGCCCAUGGCUGUUAAGCAAAACACUAUAGUUGUUAAAUGAAUCACAUGGUCAUUAAAUGAAUCCAGCUUCCCCCCCUUAACUUUGCUGGUUGAAAGGUCGCAGAUGGCGAUCACGUGACGCUAGGUUGCGGCAACCAUGUUGAACAUUUGCCAGAUGCCAAGGACCCAAAAUUUGAUCACGUGACCAUGGGGAUGCUGUGAUGUAAGACACUUUUUUCAGUGCUUUGAGUAGUUCACACACAAAUCACUGUAAGUCGAGGGCUACCCAUAGCUAAACAUAGAGUUCCUGCAAGUCGAGAUGGGUGGCAAGCAAAUCUGUUAAAUAAAUACAUAAAAAUAUUAUAUCAGUGCAACCAUUUGGAACUCAGAGGGAACCGAUCCUUAAAGUUCCAGCCCCGCCAAUUAUUUUUCAUUAAGUUUUCAGAUGAUAGGCCUGCUUCCAUGCAGGAAGGCGACGUAAUAAGUUAUGGAGGGCAGAGUAAAUUUUGUUCUCGGUCAGUUACAGGGGAGAGUCCUGACUUGAGAACUUCUACCAGAAGUAUAGCGGUGUCCAUAGUGUGCUAGUUGAAUGUGUGGUCUGACUUCUUGUAAUUUUAACUUAAAACAAAUCUGUAUUAGAAGGAUGUUCUGAGAAAUUCCUCUUCCUUGCGAGAGCCCCUUUGAGGGACUUUGUCAGUAGUGAGCAUCAGUAUUCUUUUCUUGGACUUGAAACCCAAUAAAAUGCACUUGUAACAAAAA